Messenger RNA from Zasmidium cellare ATCC 36951, 1311 nucleotides. RefSeq lists its product as uncharacterized. Bases 1 to 1311 code for a protein of 436 amino acids. The record is from RefSeq and is a predicted model, not a curated record. The transcript has a single exon. NCBI's taxonomy places the organism in Eukaryota, Fungi, Ascomycota, Dothideomycetes, Mycosphaerellales, Mycosphaerellaceae.
AUGGCGCUGCUUGCCAGACCAGAAGGUAUCUCUGGCGAUUGCUUGGAGCUGCUGGACGAGAUCGAGGAUGCUCUCAAGCCGUACCUCACCACCAACAAGAAGCCGCCACUUUCGCUCGAGGAGCUCUUCGUCAUAUCGCUGCUCUUCAAUCCUGGGAUCACCUUCGAUGAAUGUGUGCAAUGGUUUCUGAGCGAGAUCCCACAAUAUCGAAAGCUUGCUAUGUGUGACUUCGUCGCAGAUGGACUGAGUCCUUGGGGACGUAGUCCGGGGGCACUCAACAGUCGCUUCUUCGACAAGGUCAAAGAAUUGGAGUACUGUUCCUACGUGCCAGUCUCAUCGACUACCAAGACGGAUGAAGAUGGGCGCAAGGAGAAACAUCUACAUGCUCUUCCGCACGAGUCCCGGCUUUUCCUUCGGAGCUUCCUAGCGACCCGCUCCACCACUGUCCAGCACAAGGCGCCAUUCCCCUUUAUGCGCUUACCGACAGAACUUCGACUACGCAUCUACGAGCUUGUGUUGAUGUUUCCCAAGAGCGGCGUCUCCAUUCGCCAAAUAGGGAACAACGCCCCAAACGUGUAUGUGGCGACGAGGGACAUGAACGAGGUGGAUGAUACGCUAUGGCAGCAGAAGAUGCCGCGCGCAGCGGCUGAUUUCUGCUACUGGUAUCGAGAUCCCUUGACGCUCUAUUGCCACAAGCUCCCACAACACCUGGCCAUUCUCCGAACAAGCAAGACUAUCUUCUUCGAGUCAAUGCCCGUCUUCUAUCAGCAGAACAAGUUCGUUUGUCUCGAUCUGUCCAGCCUACGGCGGGUGCUACGUCGGACGCCCGAAACCCGCAGAGCGCACAUCCGCCACAUCACCUUCAAGCUUGAUGCACCAGAGUACGGCCGCAUCUCUAUGGCGGAUAUCGCCAGCUGCAUGAGAGUGCUGAGGCGUAUGCGACUACGCACUCUCGAGAUCACCAUGUUCGAAGACGUGUGGAGCGGAGAGAGAAAGCGUGAUGGAAGUUUGAAGUUCCCUCCACUUCUCCAGCUCGAGCCGAUCAAAGUGCUGCGGACGAUGAGAGGUCUGCAGAGCGUCAAGUUCCACGGCGAGUGUCCUACUGUGCGUGAUCAUCUUGCUGCUGAGAUGAUCAAGCCAGUGCCGGGCAAAGCUGGAACGGCGAAGAAGGGCAAAGGUGGAAGCAAGCGCAAAGCUAUCGAUGCCGUUGACAAGGAGGAAGGUCAGGGAGUGAAUAAGGCGAAGAAGGGCAAGAAGAACGCGGCAUCGUCGAGCUGGACCACGAGCUUGAGUAUCAGAGAGAGCGGAUGA